AUGCGUUAUUCCGUGAUCAACUCAUUUCUGAUAUUUCUAAAAUUCAAAAUGAUAGCAGUUUGCAUACUUUACGUGUUACAAAUCUCAAUACUUAUCUUAAACGUCUUAAUAUUGUGUACAACGAAGGCGGUGAAGCGGCCGAGUGAGACGAAGCAAGCGUUGGCGUCGACGACGACAGCGGUGGCGACGCCGGUGAAGUCGGAGCCGAAGACACCCGAGAUGUCAAGACCAUCGACUCCGGCGCCUAGUAGCGAUACGGCCGGUACUCCGAUCGAGCCGCCGCAGAAAACUGAGACGGCGAAGAAGAAGAAGAAAGAGGAGGAGUUGGGAGUGGAACGAACGCAACCUGACGAGGAGCAUGAAAAUGAGAAAUUGCCAAAGACAAUUACUAAAACGCAUCCGAAGAGCAAAGCUGAAAGAACGUUGAAGGAUGUGAACGAGGUGUCUGCUGUUAGCAAUGUUGCUGGAGAGACAUCUGCGAAUAACGACUUUGACGAUUAUCUGAAUAGUCUUGGCGCCCCGUCGAAAACCGCUCUUUGA
This is a messenger RNA of Caenorhabditis bovis, 540 nucleotides long. The record is from the annotation of a GenBank genome assembly. NCBI's taxonomy places the organism in Eukaryota, Metazoa, Nematoda, Chromadorea, Rhabditida, Rhabditidae.